AAGGUUUCUGUGUGAAGAUAAGUUUCCAUUUCUCUUAGAGAAUUAUCUAGGAGUGGGAUUGCCAGGUUAUAUGGUGCAAGGAACCAUUUUCCCAGCUCCCAAUUUCAAUCCCAUAAUGGAUGCCCAAAUGCUAGGGGGAGCACUCCAAGGAUUUGGCUGUGACAAAGACAUGCUGAUCAACAUUCUAACUCAACGUUGUAAUGCGCAAAGGCUGAUGAUUGCGGAGGCAUACCAGAGUGUGUAUGGCCGGGACCUAAUUGGUGACCUGAAGGAGAAGCUUUCAGAUCACUUCAAAGAUGUCAUGGUUGGCCUCAUGUACCCACCGCCAUCUUACGAUGCUCACGAACUCUGGCAUGCCAUGAAGGGAGCAGGCACUGAAGAAAAUUGCCUCAUUGAUAUUUUAGCUUCAAGAACAGAUGGAGAAAUUUUCCAGAUGCGAGAAGCCUACUGUUUGCAAUAUAGCAGCAACCUUCAAGAAGACAUUUACUCAGAGACCUCAGGACACUUCAGAGAUACGCUCAUGAACCUGGUCCAGGGAACCAGAGAGGAAGGAUAUACAGACCCUGCUCUGGCUGCUCAGGAUGCAAUGGUCCUGUGGGAAGCCUGUCAGCAGAAGACAGGGGAACACAAAACCAUGCUGCAAAUGAUCCUGUGCAACAAAAGUUAUCAACAACUGUGGCUGGUUUUCCAGGAAUUUCAAAAUAUUUCUGGGCAAGACAUGGUAGAUGCCAUUAAUGAAUGCUAUGAUGGAUACUUCCAAGAGUUGCUAGUUGCAAUUGUUCUCUGUGUUCGAGACAAACCAGCCUAUUUUGCUUAUAGACUGUAUAGUGCAAUCCAUGACUUCGGUUUCCAUAAUAAAACCGUAAUCAGGAUUCUAAUCGCCAGAAGUGAAAUAGAUCUGAUGACCAUCAGGAAACGAUACAAAGAAAGAUACGGAAAAUCCCUGUUUCAUGACAUCAAAAAUUUUGCUUCAGGGCAUUAUGAGAAAGCUCUGCUUGCCAUCUGUGCCGGGGAUGCUGAAGACUACUAAGUCAAAAGAAGGAUGUGGAGGACACAGCACUCCAAUUUACAGACAUGUCAAAAUACAGAGUUUGUGAUACGUUUGCCUUGUUAGAUGCAUUAUAUCAAAAUGACAGAAUCAUAUUUUCUCUUCUAUCUUUAAAAUCAUUCUAAGCCAAAAAAAAAUCUAUUGAUAAAAGUAUGUGAGACUGGAUUUGUACUUAUCACUCAAAUCAGCAAUUUACUAAAUGGAAUAAUGAAACAAUGGAAUAAUAAAAACAAUUUCAUUGAAAUAUAUUUUAUUUAAAUGUGAA
Messenger RNA from Leptonychotes weddellii (Weddell seal), 1313 nucleotides. The record is from RefSeq and is a predicted model, not a curated record. NCBI's taxonomy places the organism in Eukaryota, Metazoa, Chordata, Mammalia, Carnivora, Phocidae.